AUGGGGAAGGUGCUGCUGGGCAAGGCCCACCGUUUAUGGCUGGUGUCCGACCUGGAUGGGCCAAUGGUGGACCACGACGACGGCACCCACGACAAGCUGCGCGCCUUCAACCGCCUCUGGCUGGCCGAGUUUGCAGCCGACUCGGUGCUCGUCUUCUCCACCGGGCGCUCGCCUGAGCUGUUCCAUGAGCUGGCGGGCGAGGUGCCGCUGCUGACGCCCGACAUCCUGGUGUGCUCCGUGGGCACCGAGAUCCUCAUCAACGGCCAACCGGACGAGGAGUGGGAGGCGUACCUGAACCAGGGCUGGGACCGGCCGCGCGCUGCGGAGAUUGCGGCGCAGCUGCCGGAGCUGGUGAUGCAGCGAGACAGCGAGCAGCGGUCCCACAAGAUCAGCUACAAGCUGAGCGUGCCCGACCCCGAGCGUGUGCUGGGCACGCUGCGAUCCGCGCUGGCGGCCGCCGGCCUGGACACUGUUGUGAUCUUCAGCGGCGGCGUGGACGUGGACAUCCUGCCCAGCCGGGCCUCCAAGGGCAAGGCGCUGUCCUUCCUGCUCAAGCAGCUGGAGGAGAAGGCAGGCAGCCUUCCGGCGGCGGGGGUGAUGGUGUGUGGCGACAGUGGGAACGACAUCGAGCUCUUCGUGGUGCCAGGCAAGCCGGGAGCCAGCUCAUGCGUGCAUGGCUGCAUGGUGGCCAAUGCGCACCCGGAGCUGCGGGAGUGGUGUGAGGCCAAUAUGCACGACCGCAUCUUCCGCGCCACCCGCAACGGCCCGGGCGGCAUCGUGGAGGCGCUGCACCACUUCAGCUUCCCCAACCCCUCCAAGGCCGACACGGUGCACCGGAGGCAGGCGCUGGUGGGCAACCUGGCUUGGUACGAGGACUGGUGCAACGCCAGCAUCCCAAAGGACGAUGCCGCGUGCAUGGAACAGAUGCAGCUCAUGGAUGAUAGCUUCGAGUAUGUGCACCCCAGCGGCAACAUCAUGACCAAGCAGGCGUUUGUAGAAUGGUUCUCGACUGAGGGCUAUGGCCACACAGCAUCAGCGGCCACGGCCACGGCUUCCCCCAGCAGCGGCGAUGCGGCAGCCACCGGCAGCGGCAGCAGCAGGUACUGCAUGUGGCUCGACCGCUACAGCGAGCGCCAGCUGGCGCCAGGAGUGUGGCUGGCCCGAUACAUGGAGCUGCACCAGCCCUUUGCAGCGGGGAAGCACACCAGAGAGCAGCGCAACGGGCGGUGGGCUAGCGUCGUCUUGAACCAGCUGGCAGACGGCACGUGCCGCAUCUCCUACAUCCACGAAUCGCUGGUGCCGCAAGCAAAGGCGCGAGCCUGA
Messenger RNA from Chlorella variabilis, 1323 nucleotides. RefSeq lists its product as hypothetical. The coding region runs from base 1 to 1323 and encodes 440 amino acids. Gene Ontology annotation, molecular function: magnesium ion binding; sucrose-phosphate phosphatase activity. The transcript is spliced from 10 exons. The record is from RefSeq and is a predicted model, not a curated record. Lineage: Eukaryota; Viridiplantae; Chlorophyta; Trebouxiophyceae; Chlorellales; Chlorellaceae. Gene Ontology annotation, biological process: sucrose biosynthetic process.